Molecule: messenger RNA, 3775 nt
Organism: Pocillopora verrucosa
Lineage: Eukaryota; Metazoa; Cnidaria; Anthozoa; Scleractinia; Pocilloporidae
Source: RefSeq, a predicted model, not a curated record
CUCCUUCACAACCUCCAUCUAACUUCAAUGUCACUCCAACCUCCUCUACUGGUUUAACAGCAUCAUGGCAACUACCACCAGCAAACUCCAGGAAUGGAAUAAUUAAAGGAUUCAAAUUGUUUUACAAAAGGAAAGACUCGUCAGGCUCAGGCACCAUUCUUUUUAUCAACAGUGAAUCAGCUUUAAACAAAAAUGUCAAUGGGCUUAAUGAGUACACAGAGUAUGAAUUUCAAGUGUUGGCCUUUACUUCUGCUGGUGAUGGCGUAAACAGCUCUGUUGUUGUUGAGAGAACAAAAGAAGAUGUUCCUUCACUGCCGCCUAGUGGCUUUACUCUAGCUGCAAGCACUUCUACAAGUAUUACAGCAUCCUGGCAGUUACCACCAAAAGACUCCAGAAAUGGAAUCAUCACAGGAUAUAAAUUGUUCUACAAAAAGAAAGGCUCAUUAGGGCCAGCAAGCAUGCAGCCCAUUAACAGUCAAGCAACUCGCUCUCAAGAGGUCACAAGGCUUGAUAAGUACACAGAAUAUGAAUUUCAAAUAUUGGCAUUCACUUCUGUUGGGGAUGGACCAAAAAGUACAGUUGUUUAUGAGAAAACAAAGGAGGCGGAGCCCAGUCACGGACCAGAAGAUAUAUCUUCCUCUGCAGUGAGCUCCGCAAAAUUCAAUAUAACUUGGCGUGGACUGUCAAGAGAAGUAGCCAAUGGCAUUAUCAUAAACUACGAAGUUAGGCUCAGUGUAGUAGAAAACUGUACAGCGAUCAAGUCUUCCUAUAAUUCAACCAUUAACGCGACCACCACUUAUGUUAUCGUGACUGGACUCUCUUUGUGUGCCAAGUAUGAGGUGUCUGUUAGAGGAUACACUGUUGUGGGGCCUGGACCCUACAGCAACCCUGUAAUGGUGCAGACAUUGGCUGCGGUUUGGUCUAAAGAAACGCCAUCUUCACCUUCGUUUUCUGCAAAAUCAAAUGAAGGAGGAAUUUCAGUUAAAGUCACGCUUCCACAUUUUCCUGGAAAUGCAAGGUUUUUCCAAGUUAUCAUCAUUACAUAUAGCUCAAACUAUACUGGUGCUGUAAACCCACCGGAAAGAUUUACAACACAAAACAUGAUGACGUAUGAAAAAGCGCACAAAUCUGCAGUUCCUGCUGCUUAUGUCGCUUUUCAGUUUAACGGAAGUGACUUUGAUAAAAAUCGAGAAUUUGUUGUAGGAGACGAAACGGAAUCCAGCAGUAAAGAAAGGAAUAAGAGAAGUAGUGGUGAUCACUUUUAUUACAACAAACCUCUACAGCUGAAUACAAACUACAAAGUGUUCCUCAGGGCUUUUGUCUCCGAGACUGUUUAUGUCUCCAGUAACUUUAUAGACAUCGACACCAAAGGUAAACCUAUCAUCAAAGGUCUCCCAAAGACAACCAUUACAAAAAUUGGCAAACUGGCAAUGUUGACUUGUGAGGUUAGUGGAGACGCUAAUGCUUCUGUUACCUGGACCAAAGAUGGACUAAGCAGUAUACCUCGCGCUCAGUUCGAGAACAACGAGAAAAUACUUAUUAUAAGGGAUGUUGUUCCUGGUGACAGUGGCGUUUAUGAGUGUAAAGCAAUGAACAUGUUUGGAGAGAGCCGUACUGCUACGAUAGUGAUUGUCGCUGUGCCACCCAGAAUUAUCGAAGAAUUUUCCCCUUCCUCAGUGAUAUGUGAAAAGCAAAGUCCGUGUUUUCUUUCAUGUCAAGCAACAAGUUAUAUUCCGUUUAACUACACUUGGACGAAAGAUGACCAGUUUCCAACUGGUGAUGGCAUCAAGUUCAUGAAUAACAGUAUCAUCGUCACGCCACAGAGUUCACAUGAUUAUGGGGAGUAUGUGUGUCACGCUACAAACAGCUUUGGGUCAACAGAGCUUAAAAUCACUCUGCUUUCUCCUAAGGAAAAUGAAGAUGAUGGCGGUAAAUGCCCUCAAAACGAUACACAAAGCAUCUUCCUUGCUAGUGUAAUGGUGCUGUCUUGUAUUGUGGUCGUGUUGCUCAUUAUAAUUUGUGGGCUGAUAUGGCAGCGGAGACGAGCUGUUCCCAAUAAAAGGACACAGAGUGAAGAAAAAACUGACUUUGAUGGCGUCAAAUCUUCACCUGAUCAACAGCGACGUGAUCAGCACGCUUCAGACCCGGACUUAUAUACGGAACUCAAACUCAGGUCUUCGAACCAAGAGUCUCAUAUUCCUACUGAGCAUCAGUCGUUACAGGAAGAACCCGAGAACCCCGGAUAUUACAAUGUGGUGUUUCAGAAAGAAAAUGGCGAGAAACAAAAUGAAGAAGUGUAUGUGGAAUUAUGCUAAUCUUUCAACUAAUUUUGUAUCCUUCUAGUUCAGAUUGUCCAUCUUGUGUUUUAUGCUAUGCUUAGUUAUAUGUGCAUGUUGAUUUGUUCUGUAUGAUCUAAUGGAGGACAGACGCAUAGAUGGCGUCACCAUUUAACAAUAUCUUGCUUCUUCAUUGUAAAUACAAAGAGAUUCCAUGUUGCCGUGAAUCUGUUCUGUAAUAAGUCACAGAAGACGUCAAAAUGUGCUAAAAAGAACAGUGCCAGACUCGACUGCGCUUCGUGUGCCACACUUAAGUUCUUACCACAUUUUGACGUCAUACAUAACAGAACAGACACACGCCUACAUGGAAUCUAAUUGGUAAUUAGAAACGGUACUUCGGUUUGUGAAAGACUUUGUUCUUGUCUCGCUUAAAGAAGCACUUCGUAAUUCGGCAAUGAAAUGCAUACGUUUGAAGUUUUCUCCUCCUCAUUAUCGUCAUGAUCACUCUUACUAUCGCAGUGUCGCAUAGAGUGCGGUUAUCUGAUAUAGCUGUAAGGCAAAUAUACAAGAUACACUGGUAACACUAGCUUACCCAGUAGAUCCUGUUUGCGAAUUUAUUCUGUUUACUACAAGAACAGACAUGACCUUUGUUAGUUUGUGAUCAAGGCAGUUUUGAAGUAAGGCCUUAAAGACUUCUUCAACGCGCAAUAACCUUUGAUUUGGUCCAUUUAAAAUUAAUUUCUUAUAUCUGUCUUAUAUUUUACAUGUAUCUGUAUAAUUGUAUCUUUUACUAUUGGUGUGAAAUUUCAUAAGAUGGAAUCGCGUAUAGCCAGAUCUGAACAUUUAGUUAUAACCUCGAAUGAGAAGUAAAUGAAAUUCAUAACUUUGGGCGAGGUCCCCAAACUAAACGAAACCUCAUAGGAGACAGUGGCACAUGCAUAAAAACUUACUUUUCUAAAUGAAUCCCUGUUAUCAAGUGAGAUUCAAUCCACAACAUUUUACACCGGUAGCAGCACGAGAAUUCGAAUUCAACUUAAGGUGUGCUCUGAACCAGCAGUAAAAAUGAAAUAAUUAAAUAUGCCAUUUUUUUUAAAGAGUCAUUGGAUGUAAACAUAGAACAAAGCGUAACAAUGUCAUAUAUUUUUUUUACCAGUACUGAAAGUUGUUCCUUAUAUUUUACCCUUUUAAAAGGGUUCUCUUUUCUGAGUCAUUUAUUGGACAUAAGGACGUUUUCAUCAUAUUUUUAAGUAAAUUCUUCUUAACUGUAAAGACAAUGUAUUGCAAUUGAAAAAUGUUAAGCAACAGAGUAUUAUUGGUAGGUGUUUGUAGAUAAGAGAAUGGAAAAUAGUACAAUAUUUUUGCUCCGUGAGAUAUUUUUUACUUACAGAGCACUUACUGAUUGAAGAAAAUGCUUGGAGAAGUUUUUCCGAGGCAAUAACAUUUUAGUAAGCAUUUAAAAUGCACAGAACUUGAGCAACAGAGUAGUUGUAGAUAAUGGA